Protopolystoma xenopodis is the source of this 1023-nucleotide messenger RNA. Lineage: Eukaryota; Metazoa; Platyhelminthes; Monogenea; Polystomatidea; Polystomatidae. The record is from the annotation of a GenBank genome assembly.
AUGAUUGACCAACUUCUAUUUAUCCAUGCAGGGCAACCUAUUGCGCCAACACCCUUACCUGGGCUACCAUUAGGCACCCACCUCACCAUUGCUGACAUCGGGAUCGGUAGAUCUAUCAGCUGCUCGGCCAAUGUCACCAUUGAUUCUACUGAUAUUUCCAACACAGCUGUGCUCUGCUCCCCCGCUGUAAGGCCACUUUGCGUACACGCUUCUGGGUUCUGUUGCGAGCCAAGACUCAUCCACCAGCACAAUUAUCAGCACAAUCGUUCAUCGAGUAUUUAUCAAAAAAACUGCAUUAUAAGGAGGAUGCAUCCAUCCAUCUGUCCUCAAGCAGUCUCACAUCAGCCAGUGCAGAGGGACAGCACUCACCCCAUUUAUUCAAACACAGCACCUCUGCUUCCCCUUCCUCUAUCUUCUAAUCUUGCAUUGAAUAAGACCAAUUUACAGACUAAUUUACCAAACCAAACUUCUCUGGGCCUUCAAUUUAUCCCGGAACGGAAACAAUUCACUCGGAAGAUGAUUCAUGCACUCGACGCCUCUCAGAAAAGCAAAUGCUCCCGCCGUCGUCAGAGACUCAGCGAGGAGGAUAUUGAACAAUCUUUCAGAGAAACUAUCUCAAGCACAACGGCUACCUCCUCUCCUUCAGUUUCCGCCGCAUCCAUCGAGUCCACCACUCUAGUCAGCGAGUCUGUAAAUCAAGUUAGUUGCGGCAAUCCAUAUGCAAUCUAUGCAGUCUGUGGCGCUGAUGGGGAAGAUGAUUAUCAUGACGAGGCGGUCUUUGCGUGCCACUCUGCAGCAAAUAUAGUGCCCUUCUUGAAAACUCAUCAGACUCCAACCCUCAGAAUGGAAACUAACGGUUUCGAAAACCUGGAUAAAAAGAGGCUAGGUCAGGCGGAUGCUCCGAGCCUUGAAGCCUCUCAUAGUUUGGGCCCGACCCAAUAUUGUUUAGCCUCGGAGCGACGGCUUGUCUCAACGCGCCUCUUAAAGCAACAUAGGUAUGAAUGGCAAUUUGAUCUAUUUUAA